AUGGCAAUAUUGGCUCCAACACUUGAUGUGAUUGACUCUAUCAAUGAAUAUAUGACUUCUUUGAACACAUAUGAAGGAAAUACAUAUUUCAGCUUUGACAGUGCUUGCAAAUCAGAUUCAAAUGUUGAUCUAUUAGUUGAUGUGCACACGCCUGAAUUUUUGAAUGGGAUCAAGUGUUCUAGUAUGCCUAAUCAUGAACUCAGGCUGAAAGUAGAUACUCCGGUUAUGCCCUUGAGAAAUAUUGACCACUCAGUUGGUUUGUGUAAUAGGACAAGGAUGGUUAUUACUAAGCUUGGAAAUCAUGUUUUAGAAGCAAAGUCUUCCUUGGAGUUUCAUGCUCAUAAACGUGACAUUCCCGGCGCAGUGGACGCUUGUCGGAAGAAGCUGUUGUAUGGGUUUUCUGCAGCUUCACUGCUCUAUUGA
Molecule: messenger RNA, 423 nt
Organism: Ipomoea triloba (trilobed morning glory)
Lineage: Eukaryota; Viridiplantae; Streptophyta; Magnoliopsida; Solanales; Convolvulaceae
Exons: 2
Coding region: 1-423 (140 amino acids)
Source: RefSeq, a predicted model, not a curated record